GUCCAUGUGCAACCCUCUAUAAAUCCCAAACCUUCAACCUUUCUCCCUUACAACAACAUCAUCUCCACAACCUAAACCUAAACCAUAUCCACUUCUCAAACUGCUCUUCUUCCUCUUCUCAUAUUUAGAUCAAAUAUCUUUUAUUCUCUCCCACUCUUUCUCAGACUUGUCCUACCAAGUUGCAAACUUGCAUCUCAAAAUCACCUCUUUUUACAAUUUUGGCAUAUGGGUGUUCAUUAAUUCAGUGAUAAACCGUUUUGAUCAUCGUUUUCACUUAGUUUUCUGCUAUGAUGGAGUUGAUUUCGGGUCUACCGGAGGAUGUGGCCCGAGACUGUUUAAUUCGGGUUUCGUACCAGCAGCUUCCCACCGUGGCAUCCGUGUGCAAGGGGUGGAAGACGGAAAUUCAGAUGCCGGAGUUCCACGGUCAACGGCGGAGCACGGGGCACGCACAGAAGCUCCUAGUGAUGGUCCAGGCGCGGGUUGACCCGGAAAAAUCCGAAUCGGGUUCCACGAAGCGCCUAACUAACCCGGCUUAUCGGCUCAGUGUAUUGGAACCGGUUACGGGUAACUGGAGCGAGUUGCCACCACUACCCGAAUUCAGUUCCGGGUUACCCAUGUUUUGCCAGGUAGUGGGUGUCGGGUACGAUCUGGUGGUUAUGGGCGGGUUAGACCCGAAUUCGUGGAAAUCAUCGAAUUCUGUGUUUGUUUAUAAUUUCUUGUCGGCGAAGUGGCGCCGCGGGUCUGAUAUGCCUGGUGGGCCCCGUACGUUUUUCGCGUGCGCGUCGGACUCCGACCGGACGGUGUUCGUCGCCGGGGGACAUGACGACGAGAAGAACGCGCUGCGGUCGGCGUUGGCUUAUGACGUGGCGGUGGACCGGUGGAUUUCGCUGCCCGACAUGGCGGCGGAGCGCGACGAGUGCAAGGCGGUGUUCCGCCGCGGGAGGUUGGUCGUCGUCGGCGGUUACCGGACGGACAUGCAGGGAAGGUUCGAGAGGAGCGCGGAGGCGUUCGAUGUUGCCACGUGGAAUUGGGGCCAAGUCGAAGAGGGCUUCUUGGAUUCGGCCACGUGUCCGAGGACAUUGGUGGACGGUGGCGAUGGAAAAGAGACAGUAUAUAUGUGCAUCGGCGGUGACUUGAUGGCCAUGCGGGGGGACACGUGGCAGAAGAUAGCGGCGGUUCCGGGGGAGAUACGCAACGUGGCGUACGUUGGAUCAUUUGAUGGGACUCUGUUGUUGAUUGGAUCAAGCGGCUACGGUGAAGUGCACAUGGGUGUUAUGUUUAAUGUGAAGAGUUGCAAUUGGAGCAAACUGGAAAGCCCAGGGGGGUUUAGGGGCCAUGUCCAAACCGGUUGCGUUUUGGAGAUUUAGACUAAAAAUACGAAAAAUGGAAAUUGACUUUUUGAUUUUUCCACGUGAAGAUGAUACAAUAUAGCUAUAUAGUUAUUUUGUUCUGUUAAUUAACGUAAUCUUUUUUGCAUUAAUAUUAUGCAUCCUUGCAUUAAUGCAUGCAUACUCUAUUAUCAUAAAAAUUUGUUUCUACCAUAACAAGUUCUGAAAAACAAAACCAUAAAUAUUUAUGAUUUUAAAUAUUUUAGGAUUCAAUAUCAUCAGUGUAACCAGAGUUUUUUUUUUUAUGUAUUUACAAAUUUGGAAAUUCUGUAUUUGGAGUAAUGCCCAAGCCUUCACGCCUACGCAAUGGCACGUCUCUUCCCCUUUUUUUCUUUUCGUUAAUGUUGUUUGGUUGUUAUUACGGUCCCCACAAUUCCCUUCUUUGCCCAAUUGACGCCUGGCCCAAACAAGUAAACCACACAACUUUCAAGUAUUUAUGUUUGUUACAAUUUUCAAACUACAGCAACUUCAAUUUUAUAAAUCAUCUAUUUAUGCUUCACAUUAUUGUAUUCAUCUACCGUAAACUGCGAAUCUUUUUGAAAAUUAAUAGCACUGUUAACUUUUUAUAUAUGAAAAUUCAAGUAUAUGUUUAUGUUAAUUCCUGAAAUUGUUUUACUUCUAGUCUUUCAUCUUGUAAAGUGUGAUUUAUUUCGCUUUUAAUGUAAAAUAACAGUAAUAAAAUAAAACAAAUGACCUUUUGUAGAAUUAAGGAAUGAGGAGAUUGAGACGUGUGAUUUUAGAGACUAGGACGUGUCUACUUGAAUUUUAUAUGGUCACACUUAUUUUCCAUGAUAUAAGUUUAUGAGGAUACUUUUGACUUAAUUUCACCAUGUGUCAAAAUCCGGCACUGAACAUAGGGAUGAAAGGCGUAAAGUUAUAGAAAAGCCAAUGUGAACUAUGCAUUGGGUUUUGAGUCCCUGGUGUUAAAUGGAAUGGAAUUUCUCUUUCAUUUUCUUCCUUGCCUUUUCUCGAAAUACAUUAACUCUGUUUUAUUUGCCUUUACCCCAUAACACAAUCAAUAUUGAGCUGUGAGCCUAUAAUGCUGUGCAUAAUCUGUGUUAAAAAAGUAUGUCACUUAGUCCAAUGUUCAAUUAAUUGCUUUAUAUUUCAAGUUUUAACAACACAGACACAUAUAUAAUGCUUGUACCUUCCCAAAUGGAGCUAAGACAAUCAAGAGGGGGUUGACAAUUGAAGCAUAAAAUGGGCCUUUGCGCACGCACCAACUAAAGGAAAUGAGAACCCAACUUACUCCACAAGACCCUCCUUAACUAAAUUUUGGAUUUUGACCCAAUUUUAGGUGCUGACAACUUUUAUGGGCCUUGUCAAGAUUUUUCGGGUCCUUUUAAUCUGAGGAAAUUACUUAUUAUACCCUAUUUUUUCCAUUUUAUAAAAUAUCCUUACUUUUAACUUUUGUUCAUCUUGUUCUUGGUCUUCAUCUUGUGCUCUCGCUCUUGGGCUUGGUUUUGUUUUGCUUUCAUUCUUGUUCUUGUUCUUGUUUUUUGGUUCUUAGUCUUGCUUUCUUAUUCUUACUCUCGUUACAGUGGGUCUUGUUCUUAUUCUUGAUCUUGAUCUUUGUUCUUGUUU
Abrus precatorius (Indian licorice) is the source of this 2972-nucleotide messenger RNA. Its product is annotated as F-box/kelch-repeat protein At1g80440-like. Gene Ontology annotation, biological process: regulation of phenylpropanoid metabolic process; negative regulation of cytokinin-activated signaling pathway. Lineage: Eukaryota; Viridiplantae; Streptophyta; Magnoliopsida; Fabales; Fabaceae. The record is from RefSeq and is a predicted model, not a curated record. The transcript has a single exon. Gene Ontology annotation, molecular function: protein binding. The coding region runs from base 288 to 1367 and encodes 359 amino acids.